Messenger RNA from Drosophila sulfurigaster albostrigata, 2995 nucleotides. It is a transcript of the gene Tak1, whose product is annotated as mitogen-activated protein kinase kinase kinase 7. The record is from RefSeq and is a predicted model, not a curated record. Lineage: Eukaryota; Metazoa; Arthropoda; Insecta; Diptera; Drosophilidae. Gene Ontology annotation, molecular function: magnesium ion binding; MAP kinase kinase kinase activity; ATP binding. Gene Ontology annotation, biological process: positive regulation of canonical NF-kappaB signal transduction; protein phosphorylation; JNK cascade. The coding region runs from base 388 to 2481 and encodes 697 amino acids. The transcript has 9 exons.
ACCACUAGCCCAGAGAGACAGCGACAAACGAACAGGCCCAAACUAAAUAGGAAAACGAAAAAGAAAUGAGAAAUAAUUGUUGAAGCAAUUGAAAAACAAUCGAAUCGCAGCCCGAAUUCAAAAACUCAACACAACGGCGAAACUAUUUAACCUGGCCGCUAAUGGUAAAGUUGUGGUCAACGCCGUUUUUGGAAGAUGUGCGCAGCGUUCGCAUUUGCAGCGAUUCACUGCUGGUCGAUAUAAGCAUAAGCUAAGCGCACGGACAACAAUUAUAACAACAACAGCAACAACAACAAUAGCACGCAUAUGCAGUGAGACCAGAAUCGCAAUCAUAACCAGGAUCAGGAUCAGCAAUAACGAAAACAACAAGAACACAAACCGCAGGCAAUGGCUGCAUCAGCAUCUGCAUCUGCGUCCGCGUCCCAAGAUGCACUGCAAGCCUUCUAUGUGAACUUCAGUGAGAUAACGCUUGGCGAGAAAGUCGGACAUGGCUCGUAUGGUGUGGUGUGCAAGGCCAACUGGCGCAAUCAGCUGGUCGCAGUCAAGGAGUUCUUCGCCAGCGCCGAGCAGAAGGACAUUGAAAAGGAGGUCAAGCAAUUGUCGCGUGUCAAGCAUCCCAAUAUCAUUGCUUUGCACGGCAUCUCAUCGUAUCAGCAGGCCACAUAUCUUAUUAUGGAGUAUGCCGAAGGCGGUUCCUUGCACAAUUUCCUACAUGGAAAAGUAAAGCCCGUAUAUAGCUUGGCCCAUGCCAUGAGUUGGGCACGCCAAUGUGCAGAGGGUGUUGCCUACCUGCAUGGAAUGACUCCAAAGCCGCUAAUACAUCGUGAUCUAAAGCCACUCAAUUUGCUCUUGACCAACAAGGGACGCAACCUGAAGAUUUGCGAUUUUGGCACUGUGGCCGACAAGUCCACAAUGAUGACAAAUAAUCGCGGCAGCGCUGCUUGGAUGGCGCCUGAGGUGUUUGAAGGAUCCAAAUACACAGAGAAAUGCGACAUAUUCAGUUGGGCGAUUGUACUGUGGGAAGUUCUGUCGCGAAAGCAGCCCUUUAAGGACAUUGACAAUGCAUACACAAUACAGUGGAAGAUCUACAAAGGUGAGCGACCUCCGCUGCUGGACAAUUGCCCCAAGCACAUUGAGCAACUGAUGACAGCGUGUUGGAAAACAGCGCCCGAGGAUCGGCCCUCAAUGCAAUAUAUUGUGGGCGUGAUGAACGAGAUUAUUAAAGACUAUGUGGGUGCCGAUAAGGCGCUCGAAUAUGCGUUUGUUAACCAACAGAUUGUGACCAAAGAGAGCGACGGAACAGUGGGCGCUCAAUAUGAUAGCUUUAGUCAUAGUUCCAGUGACAUGAGUCUAGCAUCCACACAGUUGACGCCAACAAAUGUGCGAGGCACUGCGACUGAGAUGGGCUCGGAGACGACGGGCUCAAUACACAACGAAAAUACCUCAUCAUCAUCAUCUGAAAGAACGCCCACAAAUUCGGGGCAAUUGGACAAUAAUGGCCUGUUUCACAUCAGCAGCAGUAAUCGCUGGGAUGCCAUACCCGAGGAGGAUAGCUGCGAAAGUCAAAACGAUAGCUUUAAUUUGACAUCAUCGGCCGAGGCAUCCAAGCGUCUGGAGACCAUUCGCAAUGGCAUGAUUCAAAUGGCCCGCAGGCCAAUGGAACAGCUUACCCUGGAUGUUGAAGCGAACGGUUUCGAUCUGAGUCGCAGCGAGAGCAGCAGCAGUAGUUUUCAUGCUAAAAGCGAUGGUCGCGAGCGAUUGACAGUGACGGACACUAAGCCGAUGAUAAUGGCCAUCAACACCGCCAACACCACGACAGACCUCACAAAUAACAACAACAACAACAACAACAAUGUUAACCACAUCACACAGAACAACAGCAGCAAUAACAACCCAGAUAAUAACAUAACAACAAACGGACUGCAAAACAAUCAACACGCCAACGAUAAAAACGAUUGUGUCGAUGCCGAGGUAGAUGUGGAUCUCGUUGAUGUUGAUCCCGAUGUCGAUUCAGGUUGUGGCUAUACGGAGCAAUCGUUGGCGGAGAUUUUGGAUCUCGAAUUGCAGCCAGAGCCGCCCAUACCGAACAAUGCCGAAUCGCAAGCGAUUUAUCGCGAUCAUCGCCAUAUGGCCAAGGAGUAUCUCAGUUUGGACACGAACCUCUACUAUGCACAGGACUUUAAGGAGAAGCUCAUACUGCAAAUGGAUCAAAUCGAGCGCGAGCAGAAGAAGGAAUUGUUGCGCAAAAUCAAAGACAAGGAGGACCUCCAGAGUCUGUACAAUAAUCUGCAGCAGCAAUGGGAGAAGCUGCCGGCGGCGCAACAAGCACGUCUCCAGCCACCGGUGAUGAACAACAUCGUCAGCAGCAGCGGCAACAGUUACGGCAGCAGCCAAGAGAUGUCCGGCGGCGGCAUUGUUGGAGGAGGCGAGACGGUUGAGAACGAUGGCUGGGUGGUUAUAGCACCGCAUCAUCAAACGUAGCCCGCCUCCUAAUUUGGAUUGUGGAAUCCGAAGAAAGAUUGGCUCUGAAUUUUCGUAACCAAUAGCUGUGUACUUCCAUCUAUUAUGUAUUUUUUUUUUUUUGUGUAAUUCUUUGUUUAAUUUGUAACGAUUAUGUUGUAAUUGUAUCUAUUUAAGUUGAGUUUUAUUUAGAGAUAUAUAUUUGCAUAAUACGUAUACGUACAUAAAUACCAUUUAGAUCGCGAAUUGUCGCGAGCGAACUUGUUGUGUUAGCCAGCCGUCUAGUUUUUAGCCAUGUUGCUUGUUUCUUGUGUACCUUGUAAGCAUUCUGACUCUUGACACUUAAGAUUAAAUUAUUUACUUAUACUCUAUGCAUACUUAAAUUUUAGUUCGACUACUGUGUGUCAUUACUAUACAUAUACUAUGUUAUACAUACAUACAUACAUAUAUAUAUACAAUACAUGUGCACAUGUGUAUAUCAUCUGUGUGACAAAAAGACGAUUACCAAAGUGACAAAAAUAUAUAUAAAAACGUA